This is a messenger RNA of Rotaria sp. Silwood1, 4431 nucleotides long. Lineage: Eukaryota; Metazoa; Rotifera; Eurotatoria; Philodinida; Philodinidae. The record is from the annotation of a GenBank genome assembly.
AUGCAUAGACGUAAUACUGAAAUAUUCAAAAAUCCAAUUCAUCUUGUACGACCACUUACAGUCGACCAAAAUCGACGAUUAGAACGACGUAAAAAUUAUGAUAUAAAAACAAAUGAACGUCGUCCAAAAACAGGUGGACUAGAAUCAACAAAUACAUAUAAUAGUGAUUUUCAAUCAAGUUCAACUUCAACUAAUUUUUCAUUUGCUAGUGAUGAAGAUUAUGAUACAGAUUUAGAUGAUGAUGUUAAUCAAUAUCGUGAUCGUUCAUGUAUUGGAAUGUAUAAAUAUGUUUGUAAAUAUGAACAAAUUGUACCUGUUGGACAGUAUUUGAAACAUUAUGAUCAAAAAGAAUUAUUAAUGCAUUAUUAUGGUUUAGGUUCAAAAGGUAUGCGAGCAUUUCUACCAAGUUUAACAAUGAACACAUAUAUAACUAAACUUGAUUUAACAAGUAAUGGUCUUGGUGAUAAAGGUAUUAUUUAUUUAUCACAAAUUCUUCGUGAUAAUAUUGCAAUUGUUGAUAUUAAUCUUUCACAAAAUUUUAUUGGUCUUGAUGGUACUCGACAUUUAUGUGAUAUGUUUAAAGAUAAUGUAACAAUUAAUCAUUUAAAACUUGAAGGAAAUUUAUUAGAUGAUGAAUGUGCUCGUCUAUUAGCUGAACUUAUUUCAAGUACUGGACAAUUAUAUACAUUAAAUUUGGCAAAAAAUAAACUAGGAUCAACAAGUGGUAUUUUCUUAGGUCAAGCUAUUGCUGAAAAUACAACAAUGGAAUCUCUUGAUCUCAGUUGGAAUUCAAUAAAUGGUAAAGGUGCUGUUGCAUUAAUUAAAGGAAUUCAAGAAAAUGUUUUUCUUAAAAAAUUAAAUUUGGCUCAUAAUGGUUUAUCAGGAGCUGAAUGUGGUCGUGCUUGGUUCAAUGCUUUCAAAGAGAAUACUUCACUUGUUGAACUUGAUAUCAGUCACAAUCGUUUAACAACUGAACCAGCUACAUACAUUGGUCGUGGUCUUGCUAAAAGUGAAAGUUUACAAAUCAUACGUUUAACAGGAAAUCCACUUGAAUCAGCCGGAUGUUAUGCUAUACUUAAACCACUUAUAGGAAAAGAUACAACACCCAAUAAACUUGAACUUAUUGAUUUAACAGAAAUUCUAUUAAAUAAUGAUUGUCAAGAGCUUUACUUACAAGUAAAAACUCAACGUCCUGAAAUUCGUGUUUUAGCUGGUUUGAGAACACUACCACCAUUGUUAAAAAGUAGUCAUCGCUCUCAACCAUCACCAAUGGAACGAUUACAUACACUUUUUCAACGUCGUCCUGAACUUGAUCUCGCAAAUUUUUUUUACUCUAUUGCUGCUAGUGAUGAUCAAAUGUCGGAUGAUCGAAUAACAGAUCAUUCUCAAUUGAAACAAGCAAUUCAAGAGACACUCAAUGCUCAAUUUUCUGAUGCAGAUAUUGAUAAAAUUUUAAAAGAAAUAGCUCAAUUUGAUUGCAAGAAAUUUAUACAAACUUUUGAUAAUAAACCAACAACAACGAGUUUAUCAUCAUCAUCUUGUCGUUUCAAAAAAAUACAAGGAGCAAUGAAUAACAAUUGUGAAUUAGAAUGUACCCGAGAAGAAGCGGAUUUUAUUGGAUCGCAUUUAUUAGAUUUUGUAACAAGUGAACAUCGAUCAAUUUGGUUUACAUAUCAAACAAAAUUAACUGAUCAAUCAUCAGAAAAUAAUAAAUUCAUUUAUUCAAAAAAUCCGAUACAAAAAUCAUGGAAAGUACUUUAUAAUUUAGGUUCAAUGAUUUCCUAUGAUAAAUUUUUUGGUCAUAUUCUUAAUAAUCGACAUCCAGCUCGCAUCAAAAUAAAUAAAGAUACACGUGGAAGAGUGAGAAGCAUUAUUUUGGAAAUACAAUAUACUCAAUAUCGAAUAAUAUUUGAUUUAAACAUACUUCAUACCAAUAUUCUUGUUAAAUAUGGACAAGAAAAAAAUAAUGAACCGAUCCAAAUUAUAUUGAUGCUCAAAGGAUUACCACAGAUCGAACAGCAGCAUCCUAAUGGUGAUUUCAUCAGAAUUUGCAAUUUAUCAGAACAUAACAUAGAUCUUGCUGUCAUUUGUCAGUGUUCGGAUUUAUGGUUACAAUUUGGCAGUCUUUCCGAUGCACAGAAUUUUCUUCAACAACUUCUUACUUUCAGUGUUACAAAAAAAUUCGUACAAAAUUAUGUUGAUUUUCAAUUUUCUUUGUCAUCUAACGAUAAAACGUCAUGUUUAUCUUUGUAUGAUAAAAAUUUUUCAUCUAUAUUAGGUUCUUAUGGCAUGAAAAUGCUCGAAUCACUUGGUUAUUUAUUUAAAGAUAAAUAUCUUAUUGAUCAUAAUAUACAAUCAAGAUUUAUUUUAUGUCAUGAAAAAUCAUCGGAUAAAUUUUAUGAAUUAUGCCAUGUUUUAUGGAAAAACUUACAACAAGAUCAUUGUUAUUUGCUUAGAAACAUAUUUGAUGAUCAAAAUAUAUUUAAUUGUACGUUAUCCAAAAAUAAAUAUCAAGUUCCACAUGCUAUUGUUACUCCAUUACGGAUUUUAUUUCAACCAAUUCAUUUAACCACUGGUCAUCGAGCAAUGCGACAAUAUGAUAAGAAAAAAGGAUAUGAAUGGAUGCUUGUUUAUAUUAGAGAUGAAGAUAGUUUUAGUAAAAUGAUUAAUAUGAAAGAAAGUGAUGAACUUAGAAGUCGAUAUGGGAAAGUUCUAUUAAAUGGUCUGUGUUUGGAAUCAUUUGUCUACAAAGAAUUGAUGUAUUAUUACUUUGGCUCAUCAGGAAGUCAAAUGAAAGAACAAGAAUUUUGGUUUUUGGCAUCUACUAAAGUCAACUCAGCUGAUGGUGCAUCUACAGUUAACAAAGCCCGAAUAGCAUUAGGGGAUUUAAAGAAAAUUCAAAAUAUUGCGACAUAUAUUGCACGAGUCGGUCUUUAUCUAACAACAUCAAAACCAACAGAUAUUAAAUUAACAUUUGUUGGCAAAAACUAUUGGGGAUAUCCAAAAGUUUCUUUAUCAUCUCCGUUUACCAUUGCCUUUCAAAGAUGGAUUAAACCUUCUGCUGAUCAUACGACAUAUAAAGCAUAUCUUAUCGAUGAUAUUGAACGGCAUGGAUACUGUUUUACUGAUGGUAACGGUCUAAUAUCAUUAGGUCUUGCUAAAAAAGUAGCCAUAUCAAUUGGAAUUCGUAUUAACAAAAAUAAGGACAUACCAUCAGCCUAUCAAGUACGUGUUGCUGGAUGUAAAGGAAUGUUAUCUAUUGACCCUCAAUCGACAAUGAAUGAUAAUUAUAUAAAAGUUCGAAAAAGUAUGAUGAAAUUUGCCAGUGAUGAUUGGACACUUGACAUUGUUGAUCAUUCUCGAUUAAGUAAUCUAAAUAAUCAAAUUAUUCGUCUAUUAUAUGACCUUAAUAAAGAGAAUAAAGCUGUUAUUGAAUCAUUACAAAAUCGAUGUUGUUUACAAAACGAAUGGCAUCCAUCUGAAGAAGCGUAUCUCAAUAUAUUUGAUUCAAAAGAUAUAGAUCGUAUAAAAGAUGACAAUAGACGAUGUGGUUAUUUAAAUGCAAAAGAUUUAUUACGUUGUAACAAAAUUCCAUUGCCUGUUGAUGAAAGUCGAUGUUUAUUUGGUAUUGCAGACGAAACGAAAUCAUUAAAAGAAGGUCAAUGUUUUAUUCAAUAUCAGACAAUGGACAAAAAUUUCUAUAAAGUUGUGAAAGGUGAAGUUUUAGUGACGAAAAAUCCAUGUCUCUAUCCAGGCGAUAUUCUUUGUCUAGAAGCUGUUGACAUUCCUGCACUUCGACCAUUCAUUCGUGAUUGUAUUGUAUUUCCUGUUCUUGGACGUCGACCACACUCAAAUGAAAUAGCUGGAUCUGAUCUUGAUGUUACACCUGAAUUAGUUGUUACUCAUAUUCUUGAUAAACUAGAUGAUACAACAUAUGGCAAUAUUAGUAAUACACAUUCAGUUAUAGCUGACAAACAUCCAGAUGGUACCAUGUCAGCUGAGUGUAAAUUUCUUGCAGAACUUUUUCCUCGUGCUAUUGAUUCGAUUAAAACUGGUGAACAAAUCAAUAUGGAAGAGAUGAAAGAAUUAAGAGAAAAAUGGUGUGAUACAUAUCCAACAUGGAUGAUGAAAGAUGAUAAACCAAAUUACAAAAGCACAACAAUUAAUGAACAUUUGUUUACUAGAGCUCAAAAUUUGCGAAUUAACGGAUCUGCAUAUAAAUGCAUGCAUAUUAAAUAUGAUAAAAUCAAUAAAGAUACUUUAAUUAAUAUUGAAGAAGAUGAUGAUACAGUUAAUAGAGAUAUUUCAAUUUAUAGUCGAAAUGAUUAUAAUCAAAAUGAACAAUACUGUAUUAAUCGUAAAAUAUUUUAUAUCACAACAAUGAUCGGUUUUUUUAUCGUUAUUUAUAUAUUUUAUCUUAUGAAAAAAUAA